AUGGCGGGUGCCAUGUGCGUGGGAGGCAGGAGGAUGACCGGCUCUCUCCCCGUGCUCACAGGGGACACCGCGGCUCCUGCCUUCCGAUCCUGCCAUACAGAGCGUCGGGAAAAUCCUCACCUACCCCCACAGCCACUCACACCAGCGAUGCCAACGGCUGCACUGGGGAGAGGGAACUACAACGUACGUCACCGUUUGGGGGGAUCGAGCCUGCCGCCAACCGGAAUAUCCCGGCAGGGAGAUCGACCUCUCCUCCCACCCAGCCUGCAACUGGUCGACCCAGAAAGCAGCAAACCCUGGCAGACGGCACCAAGCUCCAUACUAUGGCUGACACCAGCCCCCAGAUGA
Molecule: messenger RNA, 348 nt
Organism: Pelobates cultripes (western spadefoot toad)
Lineage: Eukaryota; Metazoa; Chordata; Amphibia; Anura; Pelobatidae
Source: the annotation of a GenBank genome assembly